AUGGAUUCCACAGCGACGGCCUUGAGGGAGCUCGAGAGGAUCUUGCAGCGGAGCCACGAAACCCUGGAGUCAGAGCUGCGGACCUGGAUUUCCCAGCAGUUGGCCCCACCCGUUGCUGCCCCUUCCUGGCCCGGAGCGGGGGAAGGCUGCUUUGAGCCUGAAGCAACCGAUGUCAUUUUUCCAGCCCUGGAAACCCGCUUGGCGAAGACGUCGGGCCAGGGUCCCGCGCUGCGCGGCGACGCCGACGAGGAUGCCCUUGCACCGGACUCCAGCGUGCAGGUCAGUUCUCUGGCAUUACCCACCUUCGCAGGCGCCCGCCCGCGACGCCACUCCCGAAUGUCGAAGGGCUCCGUUUGCUCUGCAGAUGUGGGCGAAUCCUCUGCAGAUGUGGUGACCGUGCUGUCGCAAGUCUCGUCGGGUCGACGGUCACGCUGGGCGGAACCAGAACAGGAGGCAAUGGCACGGAUGCGUUCCAAGAAAGACGGGAAGAAGGCUGCGAAGCCGAAGCCCACCAAGAAUUUGUGCAGGCGGAUGAUCGAGCAUCCCUGGUUUGACAGAAUCUUCGCGUUCAUGAUCAUUGCCAGCUCUGUCGCUGUGGGUGCCGAAGUGGAGUACACAGCACUUGCCAUGUCGAACGAGCUGCCACCCAUCUUUGCUGGCCUCCAGAUCCUGUUCUUUCUCGCGUUCCUCGCGGAGCUUUCGAUCCGUUUGGCGGCCUUCAGGAAAAACUUCUUCUUUGCCUUCGAUGCUGGUUGGAAUAUCUUCGAUUUGGUCGUGGUGAUAUUUGCAGGGAUCGAGGCACAGAUUGAGGUGCUGGAAGCAGAGCAGGAAGCAGAGCUCCUGCGCGAGGCCGUGGCAGCGGCACUGGAGGCAGUGGACGACGACGUUGCACCUCCCCAAAAACGCCGCCGCGUGCUCCAAGAGGAGCAGGCGGAAGAGGAGCCAAAAACACAAGACGUCGCACUCCCCGCGGCGGAGCUGCCGCAGAUGCAGCUCCCGGCAAACAGCGUUCCGCCACCGGAGGUGCAUUGGGGCGUCCUCGCAAUCCUCGCCGCUUUGCGGCGCGAGGAUUGA
This is a messenger RNA of Symbiodinium sp. CCMP2592, 1074 nucleotides long. The record is from the annotation of a GenBank genome assembly. Lineage: Eukaryota; Dinophyceae; Suessiales; Symbiodiniaceae.